ACUAUCAGAAGCUCUAGGUGUCAACUAUUGCGCGGCCCUCUUAGGUCUUCACGUUUUCACUGGAGAAGAUGUGACAAGUGCAUUUAAGGGCAAGGGAAAGAUAAUACCACUCAGAAAGUUACAAAGUUAUCCAAAAUAUCUAGAAACAUUCAGGACGUUGGGAGAUGCAUGGGUAGCGGCGGAUGAAGUGAUACAAAUGCUUGAAGCAUUUGUUUGUUUGAUAUAUGGAUUCCCAAGGGAAAAAUAUGUAAACACAUGCCGAGCACUUCUUCUAAAGAAAAUGGUUGGAGAAGACGAAGUUUUGACUGUUAAGUCUAAAGUUGACCUUUCAAGGUUACCACCUUGCCAGGACAACCUAUGUCAGCAUGUCUUCAGGACAAACUAUCGUCUUGCCAUAUUGAAGAAGGCCAACAACUCCACAAUAGAGUGUCCAGAAUCAUUUGACGAUAAUCAAGGAUGGAUUGUAAAGGACAAUGUGUUGGAGCCAUUAUGGGCCAAGGGUCCAAUUCUUCCUUCAAGUUUAAUUGACAUUCUGGGCCAUGUGAACACAGAAUUUGAUGAGAAAGAAGAAGAUGAGGAAGAUGUUGACUUCCUCGAACUGGAAAUGACACUGUCAGAUGAGGAUUAAUCCGUAUCUGACAUUGUCGUUUCCAGUUCGAGAAAAUCAAUAUCUCCCUCAUCAACCCCCACCACUCCCCCCAAAAAAAACACAUUCACGCUCUAAAGUAUGUUUUUAAUGGUACUGUUUGUGUUAAAACAAGUAUUUUUAAUUUAUAUUUUUUGGCUUCUUACCAUUGAAGUGAAAUAUUACCACAUUAUCUGUUAUUUGCUUACUAUCAGAAAUUAUAAUGCGUUACUUUUGUAUAUACAUGAUAUGUUUUCGUGUUUUUUAACGGUAAAAAUACUAUUAUCAGUUAGAGAAAUGCAUUUAAUAUUAAAAAACAUUGUGAAUGCAGUUAGUGUCAGAAACAAUCUUUAUACAUAAACAUAACAAGUUUAAAAAGCUAGUACGUCUCAAAAUAUAUUAACAUGCACAUUAGGAAUUUGUUCUUCAAAUUUGUUAUUUACCCCACCCACUUUUAUUGUCUUAUAUAUCAUAAUUAUUGAUUAUAUUCACAUGAAAUGUUAUAUUAUUAUAUUCCUUAGUCCCGUACGUGUACAUAAAUGUAGUUAGGAUGAUAAUUGUAUUUAAACUGCUGUUCAGGUACAAAUUGAAACAUGUCAUACGCCAAAAAAUCAUGUUUUUGGUAGC
This is a messenger RNA of Dreissena polymorpha, 1252 nucleotides long. RefSeq lists its product as uncharacterized. The transcript is spliced from 2 exons. Bases 197 to 628 code for a protein of 143 amino acids. Lineage: Eukaryota; Metazoa; Mollusca; Bivalvia; Myida; Dreissenidae. The record is from RefSeq and is a predicted model, not a curated record.